Brachypodium distachyon (stiff brome) is the source of this 1975-nucleotide messenger RNA. RefSeq names its product calcium-dependent protein kinase 2. Bases 130 to 1680 code for a protein of 516 amino acids. The record is from RefSeq and is a predicted model, not a curated record. Gene Ontology annotation, molecular function: calcium/calmodulin-dependent protein kinase activity; calcium-dependent protein serine/threonine kinase activity; calmodulin binding. The transcript has 7 exons. NCBI's taxonomy places the organism in Eukaryota, Viridiplantae, Streptophyta, Magnoliopsida, Poales, Poaceae. Gene Ontology annotation, biological process: intracellular signal transduction; peptidyl-serine phosphorylation; protein autophosphorylation. Gene Ontology annotation, cellular component: cytoplasm; nucleus.
CCUUCCACCAACACCAAUGCCUACCUGGAAGGAAAACCAUCCCCAACCGAACUCCCCGGUCCAAAUCCACCACCAUUCCCUUCCACCCGCUCCCCGGCGAGCGCGAGCACCCCUCGUCGCCUGCCGGCAAUGGGCAACUGCUGCCCGGGGUCGAAGGACGCCGAUCCUUCGGACGGCGGCAACCCCGGCGAGGGCAGCUCCAACAACGCGCCUUCCGCCUCGGGGUCAGCAUCCUCUGCUCCGGCCCAGAACAAGCCGCCGGCGCCCAUCGGGCCGGUGCUUGGCCGGCCCAUGGAGGACGUGAAGAGCAUCUACAACGUCGGGAAAGAGCUCGGCCGCGGCCAGUUCGGGGUCACCUCGCUGUGCACGCACAAGGCGACGGGCCACAAGUUCGCGUGCAAGACCAUCAGCAAGCGGAAGCUGUCCACCAAGGAGGACGUGGAGGACGUCCGGCGCGAGGUGCAGAUCAUGUACCAUCUGGCCGGCCAGCCCGGCGUGGUGGAGCUCAAGGGCGCCUACGAGGACAAGCACUCGGUGCACCUGGUCAUGGAGCUCUGCGCCGGCGGGGAGCUCUUCGACCGGAUCAUCGCCAAGGGACACUACACGGAGCGCGCCGCGGCUGCGUUGCUGCGCACCAUUGUGGAGAUCAUCCAUACCUGCCACUGCAUGGGCGUCAUCCACCGCGACCUCAAGCCCGAGAACUUCCUCCUGCUCAACAAGGACGAGAACGCGCCGCUCAAGGCCACCGAUUUCGGCCUCUCCGUCUUCUUCAAAGAAGGGGAGGUGUUCAGGGACAUCGUGGGCAGCGCGUACUACAUCGCGCCGGAGGUGCUGAAGCGGAACUACGGGCCGGAGGCGGACAUCUGGAGCGUCGGCGUCAUGUUCUACAUCCUGCUCUGCGGCGUCCCGCCCUUCUGGGCAGAGUCGGAGCACGGCAUCUUCAACUCCAUCCUGAGAGGGCAGGUGGACUUCGCCAGCGAUCCGUGGUCGCGCAUCUCCAGCGGCGCCAAGGACCUCGUCAGGAAGAUGCUCACCUCCGACCCCAAGAAGAGGAUUUCUGCCUACGACGUCCUCAAUCACCCGUGGAUAAAGGAAGACGGCGAGGCGCCUGACACGCCGCUGGACAACGCCGUACUCGGCAGGCUCAAGCAGUUCACGGCCAUGAACCAGUUCAAGAAGGCGGCGCUGAGGGUGAUCGCCGGGUGCUUGUCAGAGGAGGAGAUCAAAGGGCUCAAGGAGAUGUUCAAGGGAAUGGACUCUGACAACAGCGGCACCAUCACCGUCGACGAGCUCCGGAAAGGGCUGGCCAAGAAGGGGACCAAGCUCACCGAAGCUGAAGUCCAGCAGCUAAUGGAAGCCGCGGACGCGGACGGGAACGGGACGAUCGACUACGAGGAGUUCAUCACGGCGACGAUGCACAUGAACAGGAUGGACCGGGAGGAGCACCUCUACACGGCGUUCCAAUACUUCGACAAGGACAACAGCGGGUAUAUCACGAUAGAGGAGCUGGAGCAGGCCCUGAGGGAGAAGGGGUUGCUGGACGGCCGGGAUAUCAAGGACAUCAUAUCGGAGGUGGACGGCGACAACGACGGAAGGAUCAACUACACGGAGUUCGUGGCGAUGAUGAGGAAAGGGACCCCGGAGGCGAACCCAAAGAAGCGGCGCGACGUCGUGCUAUAGAGUGGUGUCGUAGAGGGAUCGAGCAGGAAAAGGAAACGGAAAACGGAUUGCGUGCGCGGGGUUGGUAGAAAAGGGGUUUCUUUCGGGGGGUUGGAAGAGCGCGUCUUGUACAUUUUGUAACAUUAAUAUAGUGGCGGGGCAGGGAGGCUGUGGGGGAGUCGAAAUGUAAGCCUUGUGAUUGAGAUCGAGUGAUCGAUGGGUGCGUAGCCGUGCGGUGGGUUGUAUGUAAACUGUUUACUUACUCAGCUGUAUAAUUAAUACUAGAAGUGUCCAUACUUUUUGCUGCUGCUACUAA